Rhopilema esculentum is the source of this 1379-nucleotide messenger RNA. Its product is annotated as selenoprotein Pb. Gene Ontology annotation, biological process: selenium compound metabolic process. Gene Ontology annotation, cellular component: extracellular region. NCBI's taxonomy places the organism in Eukaryota, Metazoa, Cnidaria, Scyphozoa, Rhizostomeae, Rhizostomatidae. The record is from RefSeq and is a predicted model, not a curated record. Gene Ontology annotation, molecular function: selenium binding.
GGCCACUUCCUCUUUUGUUCCAGGAUUUUCUCAUGUGACAGAGUUCAAAGUGCUAUUAUUAUGCAUUUGCUUGCCUAUGCCUGUACUUCACUGUCAAAUUGGUUCAAUCUGUCUCACCAGCUUUCAGGCACAAGAAGAUUCGUAGGUAAAAAGAAGUCAUGUUUGCCCCGCUAGCCAUAGCGGGGCUCUUUUUGGCAGUGGCAGUUACCACAGCAACAGAGAGUAAGCAAUGCCAGGCACCACCGCAGUGGCAGGCAGAUGGAUCUAGUCCUCUGCAAGAAGCUCAAAAGGCAGGGAACAUUACAGUGCUUGCUUUCCUUGAUGCCAAUUGCGGAUAUUGUGUCUUGCAAGCCACUCUUCUUCAAAGGUUAAAAAGGAAACUAGAGAAAAAAAAGAUAAAAGAUGUCACUUACAUCAUUUUAAACAAGAAGACAGCCAAAGGAAUGAAAUUCAGACUGGAAAGUGCUGUUGACUUCAAAGUCUAUCAAGCAGAGAACGGUGACAUUUGGGAGAAGUUAGAUGGUCGCAGAAACGACUUUUUCAUUUUCGACAAAUGUGGCCGCUUGGCAUACUUCCUUGAUCAGUCAGCCUCGUAUCUCGGUUGGCCUCAUGUAAGACAUGCAAUUCUCUACACAUAUCAAAAUAAACACCAAUGCCAUGCAAUGUGCAAAGCAGAAAUUCAUCUCUUGCAGAAAGGGGAUCUAAAGACAAUGGGAAAGACGACAAAGGAAAAGAGAACAAAUGAUGUUUGCUAAGCAGAAACUCCUCUUGAUGCAAGCUUUACAGGCGAAGCUGAUGCUCUCGAAACAGCAGCUGAUGCAUGGCCUUGUAAAUGUAAUGCCAGUGACGCCCAACCCAUCAGACCAAACAAACUUUCUUCAAACAUUUGAAGUCACUAGAACACUAAAUCAAUUUUUUCAUAACUUCGUUGUUACAUCAACUAGCUAGCUUUCACUCUGUUUACCCUCCAACCUUUAGGGAGCAAGAAUUCACCGUAGGCCAAGUUUCAUUAUCAGUUCUCCUAGAGAAGCAAGCUCCACUACGUUUCAAGGACCUUUUUGUUUUCUUUUGGUCCCCUUAUAUUCAGAAUAGCCAAUUUCAAUGAAGAAUGUUUUGUGGUCUGUCAGGUUGGAUAAUGCUGCAUUGCUUGCAUCAACAAGGAACGAAGGAGCCAGUCACGUGUGCGCUGAAAGGUCAUGUGCUUGACGGCGAUUUCACCUGAUGGCUGUUAUGAAAGGCAGCGGUUAAAUCAAGUACACUGUUGUUUUGAUAGCUUUUCGUUCCAGUAUUUUCUUGUUUUAAUAUUUCUAUUUAGCGUUUGCUAAGUCGAUUUGACGUUUCUACCUGCAUGUAAUCCUAUAGAUCAGGUUGUGAUGAAA